AUGGACGAUCAAGAGCAGGCAAAGAUUAUCAAGGACAAUCCUAUUGGGAAGGAUGUCUUCCAUCGCGUUCGCGUUACGUUUGAACUCAGCUGCAAUGACAAGGAGAUUCCGUGCACCUUGGACGCGCUGGGCCAACUUGACAAAGGAGGCAUGAUGAUCCAGCUUCUAAUCCGAAUACUUGCGGAAACCCUUCUUGUCUCUCUACGACUACUGCCGCUCGCAAGCCAACUCCGUUCCAAGACAGGUUGUGGGAGCCUCGAUUCCGACCUGCGCAGACUGAUUGGAACGAUCGCCGAUAACUAUUUCGACCUCGACCGCAUCGAGCCUCUCCUACAGGCAGUCCUUGCCGACGACCCUGAUGAUGCGCUCAUCUGGGACCGAGUCUACGAGGCCGUCACCGAAAUCACCCCGCCCAAGACGUCGCGAUGCCCUCCUAUCCAAACCCCAUUCCGUCAGACAACGGGCAGCUUGAUGAAUACCUCCGAGCUCCGCGACAAUGUGGACGGAGUGCUCAAGAAAGAACUCGGCGCUCUUUACGUCGGGCUUCCUCGAUUUCACGAGGCUUUUUUUGGACGCGUGGCAGACCUCGAGGAGGUAUCCGCAGCUGUCUUCAAGAAGUGCAAGGAAGGCAACGAACCACUCUUCAAGGAUGGGUGGAUCGAAUGGCCGAGAGAUGCAAAAGAAGAAGACGUCUUGCGCUGGUUGAGAAGAGUGCACGAGAAACUGGUGGACUUUGCAGAAAUAUAUAAGACGCUCCCGAGGCACCCACGAUGGCUACUGGCACAACCCAAUAAGGUCGUACAGGGUUCAGUUGCAGAUCGCAAGUUGGAUGUCGCCUUCCUAGCUUGCCCCAAGACCGAAGAAGGCUUCAGACAUACCUGGUGGGAUAUCCUCAUACCAGGCGAGCUGAAGAGCAAUCCAUCGGCCGACGCGCCGGGAAAGGCAUGGCUUGAUCUUGGGACGUACGCCAGAGAAGUGCUCGCUGCUCAAGACAACCGUCGUUUCGUCUUGGGCUUUACCCUCUGCGGGUCACUCAUGAGGGUAUGGGAGUUUGACCGGCUCGGGGGGAUCGCAUCCGAACAAUUCGACAUCAACAAGGAUGGGGAGCGUUUUGUGUCCACGAUCAUCGGAUUUACCUUCAUGAGUGAGGAGGAGCUUGGCCUUGAUCCCACAAUUAUGACGGGGGCAGAUGGCAAACGAUUUAUCGAGAUCCAGCGGAAUGAUUCGACAGAGCGUGUCAUGAUUGACCGAUUGAUGCUACGCACACGUUACAUAGUUGGCAGGGCCACGACUUGCUGGAAAGCCUAUCGAGAAGGACAGCCAGAGACACCCCUCGUCAUCAAAGACUCAUGGCAACAUGUCGAACGUGACGAGGAGGGCGAACUGUUACGCGAAGCAAUCGGUCAAGAUGUUGCCAACGUGGCCCGAUACUAUCACCACGAGACUGUCCAAGUGGGCAACAAAGAUGACGACAUUUGGGGCAAUGUGCGCGGCGGGCUCGACGUCGCCACACCUACGAACUACCCGUUGAGGCCGGAACCUUCCAUGCCGCCACCGAGUAUCACCGCGGCUAGGGGUUCGUCGAGAGGUCGCAGCAAAAGCACGGGCGGCCGCGCAACCGGCAAGAAGCGAUCCUCUAGUCAAAUCCUCGCCCUCCUGCCCUCCAGCAAGCGGGCUUGUUCAAUAUCCCCAACGAACGCUCGCGACGAAACAAUACCCAAUCGUGUACAUCGUCGUGUCGUCCUUCGUGACUAUGGGAAGUCCAUAUACAAGGCGAGCUCCCGAUCGGCUCUCCUUGCUGCAUUGGAGGGUUGCAUUGGGGGCCACGAAUCCUUGUAUAAGGCUGGGUUUCUCCACCGAGACAUCUCGAUCAACAAUCUCAUGAUCAACGAGGACGAGGACAACCCCUCCCAGCGUUCGUUCUUGAUUGAUCUUGACCUCGCCAUCCAGGUGCCACGAGAAGCCGCCUCUGGAGCAAAACACAAGACCGGCACGAGGGCGUUCAUGGCGAUAGGGGCGCUUCUAGGCGAGCAGCAUUCUUUCAUGCAUGACCUCGAGUCAUUCUUCUGGGUGCUCUUCUGGUUAUGCAUCCACUAUACAGGGCCGGGUCAAUCUAUCUGCUCACCUGUUUAUGACAUCUGGAAUUACACAGGUGAUGAAAGUCUGGCUACUUUGAAAGCCGGUACGAUAUCUAGUGAGACAAUGUUUCUGAAGACCGCGAGCACGCACUUCACACGGUAUUACCAGCCAUUAAUCCCGUGGGUCAAUAGACUACGGAGGAAGGUGUUUCCAAACGACAAGAGGUGGAAGAAACCGGACCUGAGGCUCUAUUCUGCGAUGAAGGACGUGCUUCGCGAGGCCCAGAAGGACCCAAAAGUGCUAGCGGAUGACGGAUAG
Messenger RNA from Fonsecaea pedrosoi CBS 271.37, 2397 nucleotides. RefSeq lists its product as uncharacterized. Lineage: Eukaryota; Fungi; Ascomycota; Eurotiomycetes; Chaetothyriales; Herpotrichiellaceae. The record is from RefSeq and is a predicted model, not a curated record. Bases 1 to 2397 code for a protein of 798 amino acids. Gene Ontology annotation, biological process: protein phosphorylation. The transcript is spliced from 2 exons. Gene Ontology annotation, molecular function: protein kinase activity.